UCUCUGCAGAUCAUCUUCUAUGAAGACAAGAACUUUCAGGGCCGCUCCUAUGAGUGCAGCUCGGAUUGUUCAGACCUGACCUCAUAUUUCAGCCGCUGCAAUUCCAUUCGUGUAGAAAAUGGCAACUGGAUUCUUUAUGAACAGCCAAAUUAUAGGGGACACCAGUACUAUCUUAGGAGAGGGGAAUAUCCUGAUUUCCAGAAAUGGAUGGGUUACAAUGACUCCAUCAGAUCCUGCCGUCUAACUCCACAACAUCGUGGUCCUUUUAGAAUUAGAAUCUAUGAGAGAGAAGACUUCAGAGGUCAGAUGAUGGAGUUCACCGAAGAUUGUCCUCAUGUCUAUGAACAAUUCCAUUAUAAUGACAUCCACUCCUGCAAUGUGUUUGAUGGUCACUGGAUGUUCUAUGAGGAACCCAACUACAGGGGGCGCCAGUACUACCUGAGACCUGGAGAAUACAAGAGAUACAAUGACUGGGGAGCCAUUAACUCCAGAAUUGGCUCUUUUAGACAAGUCAUGUAUUAAUGUAUAUUAUUAAAUAAUAUAUUAUUAAUAAAUCUAUAAAACUGCA
Molecule: messenger RNA, 568 nt
Organism: Bombina bombina (fire-bellied toad)
Lineage: Eukaryota; Metazoa; Chordata; Amphibia; Anura; Bombinatoridae
Product: gamma-crystallin 1-like
Exons: 2
Biological process (GO): lens development in camera-type eye; visual perception
Molecular function (GO): structural constituent of eye lens
Source: RefSeq, a predicted model, not a curated record